CCAGCUAUGAUCUACCCCGGGGCCCAGACUUCAGGCGCCUUCACGAUGCCGGCGGUCAGUGGUCCAGGUCACUUGUUCUGCCUUCUCCUCCUGCUCCUGGACCCCCACAGCCCUGAGACGGGGGGGUCCUCCUCUACGCAGGUUUGAGUACAAGCUCAGCUUCAAAGGCCCAAGGCUGGCAUUGCCUGGGGCUGGAAUACCCUUCUGGAGCCAUCAUGGAGACACAUGCUCACACACUAAGUCCCAGGCACACAGAAGGCAAUGUGGACCAGCACAAACCUCCACUCUCCCGGCUCCAUCCCAGCGGGCCUGUGGCUGGCCACGAGAACUGGGGGCUACCUGGAGGGAAGCAUCCUCAUCCCAGACGCCAUUCUGGGCCUGGAGGAAGUGCGGCUGACGCCAUCCAUGAGGAACGGGAGUGGCGCCGUGUGGAGCAGGGCCUCUGUCCCCUUCUCUGCCUGGGAAGUAGAGGUGCAGAUGAGGGUGACGGGACUGGGGCGCCGGGGAGCCCAGGGCAUGGCCAUGUGGUACACCCAGGGCAGGGGCCAUGUAGGCUCUGUCCUUGCGGGGCUGGCCUCGUGGGACGGCAUCGGGAUCUUCUUUGACUCUUCGGCAGAGGAUACUCAGGACAGUCCUGCCAUCCGUGUGCUGGCCAGCGACGGGCACAUCCCCUCUGAGCAGCCUGGGGAUGGAGCUAGCCAAGUGCUGGGCUCCUGUCACUGGGACUUCCGGAAGCGGCCACACCCCUUCAGAGCACGGAUCACCUACUGGGGGCAGAGGCUGCACGUGUCCUUGAACAGUGGCCUCACUCCCAGUGAUCCAGAUGAGUUCUGUGUGGAUGUGGGGCCCCUGCUUUUGGUCCCUGGAGGUUUCUUUGGGGUCUCAGCAGCCACCGGCACCCUGGCAGAUGAUCAUGAUGUCCUGUCCUUCCUGACCUUCAGCCUGAAUGAGCCCAGCCCAGAGGUUCCCCCUCAGCCCUUCCUGGAGAUGCAGCAGCUUCGCCUGGCGAGGCAGCUGGAAGGGCUGCGGGCAAGGCUGGGCUUGGGCGCCAGGGAGGCUGUAACUCCAAAGUCAGACUCUGAAGCUCAAGGAGAAGGGGAAACGCUCUUUGACCUGGAGGAGACGCUAGGCAGACACCAUCAGAUCCUGCAGGCUCUGCGGGGUCUCUCCAAGCAGCUGGCCCAGGCUGAGAGACAAUGGAAGAAGCAGCUGGGGCCCCCAGGCCAAGCCAGGCCUGACGGAUGCUGGGCCCUGGAUGCUUCCUGCCAGAUUCCAUCCACCCCAGGGAGGGGUGGCCACCUCUCCAUGUCACUCAAUAAGGACUCUGCCAAGGUCGGUGCCCUGCUCCAUGGACAGUGGACUCUGUUCCAGGCCCUGCAAGAGAUGAGGGAUGCAGCUGUCCGCAUGGCUGCAGAAGCCCAGGUCUCCUACCUGCCUGUGGGCACUGAGCAUCAUUUCUUAGAGCUGGACCACAUCCUGGGCCUCCUGCAGGAGGAGCUUCGGGGCCCGGCGAAGGCAGCGGCCAAGGCCCCCCGCCCACCUGGCCAGCCCCCAAGGGCCUCCUCGUGCCUGCAGCCUGGCAUCUUCCUGUUCUACCUCCUCAUUCAGACUGUAGGCUUCUUCGGCUACGUACACUUCAGGCAGGAGCUGAACAAGAGCCUUCAGGAGUGUCUGUCCACAGGCAGCCUUCCUCUGGGUCCUGCACCACACACCCCCAGGGCCCCGGGGAUUCUGAGGAGGCAGCCUCUCCCUGCCAGCAUGCCUGCCUGACCCACCUCAGAGCCUGCUUUGCAUCACUGGGAAGCAGGCAGUGUCUUGGGUGGGGGCUUGGUCAGUAUCCUCUCCGUCUGGGUGCCCAGCUCCC
Molecule: messenger RNA, 1864 nt
Organism: Gorilla gorilla gorilla (western lowland gorilla)
Lineage: Eukaryota; Metazoa; Chordata; Mammalia; Primates; Hominidae
Gene: LMAN1L
Product: lectin, mannose binding 1 like
Exons: 16
Coding region: 262-1770 (502 amino acids)
Biological process (GO): endoplasmic reticulum to Golgi vesicle-mediated transport
Cellular component (GO): endoplasmic reticulum-Golgi intermediate compartment; COPII-coated ER to Golgi transport vesicle; Golgi membrane
Molecular function (GO): D-mannose binding
Source: RefSeq, a predicted model, not a curated record